Messenger RNA from Delphinapterus leucas (beluga whale), 777 nucleotides. NCBI's taxonomy places the organism in Eukaryota, Metazoa, Chordata, Mammalia, Artiodactyla, Monodontidae. The record is from RefSeq and is a predicted model, not a curated record.
AUGACAAAUCUUAGCAUUACUGAUGAAUUUGUGCUGCUUGGAUUGUCUAGUGACCCGGAAAUCCAGACCAUGCUCUUUGUUCUCUUCCUGGGGAUUUACCUCCUGACCCUGAUAGGGAACCUGACGAUGAUCCUGUUGAUCAGGGCUGAUUCUCACCUCCACAUGCCCAUGUACUUCUUCCUUGGACAUUUAUCUUUCCUAGACAUAUGCUACUCUUUAGUCACUGUGCCCAAGAUGCUGCAGAAUUUCCUAUCUCAGAAGAAAACCAUUUCGGUGUGGGGCUGCAUUACCCAGAGUUUCUUUUUCAUGAUUUCUGGAGUCACUGAGAGCUGCUUGCUCUCUGCUACGGCCUAUGACCGCUAUGCUGCCAUGUGUCACCCUCUGCUCUACACCGUGGUCAUGAAUAGACCUCUCUGCACUGCAAUGGUUGGUACAGCAUGGUUGAUGGGGUUUCUGAACUCACUAGUGAAUAAUCUUUGUGUUCAGAACUUACAGUUCUAUGGUCCCAAUAUCAUCUCCCAUUUCAGUUGUGAACUGCCUUCACACUUCCCUCUGUCCUGCAGUGAUACCACACCUAACACCAUGCUGCUGGCUAGCUUCAAGAACCAGGAGGCAAAGGCAGCUCUGCAGAGGAUGCUGAGGCAGCAAAUAUGUGUCUCAGGAAACAGCGAUGUAAAAAUUAUACAUGAACCAAAAUACCUUUAUGAGAAUUCCAUAUUCCAAAUAAGAAGUUUCAGCACCCCAGAUAAGCACAAAAACCAAGAACAGCCACGUUGA